GACACAUUUGACCCAAACAGGUGAUCCGGGUGGGUUCUGGGUUCUGGGCGGAACCUUUAGAGAUUAACGGGUCGCAGGUUAUCAGGAUCUGACGUCUAAACCCGAACUGCUGCUCGGGACUGUGGCAGGAACCCCAAAACCGUCCAUCCGGAGGGACAGAAAGUCCCCGGUCUGUCCACAGCAGGACCGAGGUUCUGGUUCUGAUGGUCCAGUUACAGCAGAACCGGAAAAGAUCUGCUCUCAAUCUGAAACCAACCCGUUUGUUAUGAUUUUAUCUGGACUGUCACCAGGAAGAGCCAAAGACCAGAUUAUAGAGAUCACACCUGCAGAUGUUCCGUCUGAAGGUUCCUCAGAACACCUGGACCUUAAGGAGAACCCAGAGGGAGUGAGAGGUUCCUCAGAACACCUGGACCUUAAGGAGAACCCAGAGGGAGUGAGAGGUUCCUCAGAACAUCUGGACCUUAAGGAGAACCCAGAGGGAGUGAGAGGUUCCUCAGAACACCUGGACCUUAAGGAGAACCCAGAGGGAGUGAGAGGUUCCUCAGAACAUCUGGACCUUAAGGAGAACCCAGAGGGAGUGAGAGGUUCCUCAGAACACCUGGACCUUAAGGAGAACCCAGAGGGAGUGAGAGGUUCCUCAGAACACCAGAGAAGCUCCUCCUCCUCAGUCCUGGACCUGGACGCUGGUCCUGGUUCUGCUCCAGGGCCCUUCCCAUGAGUCUGCGGGCCCCUCAGCGGCGGUCCUGUGACGGAGGAGCCCCCCCGAAGGCUGCCGGCUGCCAGAACUUUGCAGAGACGCUGCCGGUGGAGAUGAGCGUGAGGAUCUUCAGGGAGCUGGACCCCCAGAGUCUGUGCAGGGCCUCCAGAGCCUGCAGGCUGUGGCACGCCAUCAUCCAGGAGAGCGAGCAGCUGUGGAGGCAGCAGUGCAUGCUGGUCCGCGCCGUCUGCCAGAGGGAGGUGGACAGCGACCGCAGCCGCGGCCUCUCCUGGAAGGUGACCCUGCUGAGGAACUACAGGCGGAGCCAGGUGAAGACGGACUGGCUGACGGGGCGCUACAGCCGAGUGGCGUCCGCCGACGAGCUGCUGGGCAGGAAGAUGGCGGCGCUGGACGCAGAGACGUGGGGAGAGAUCCUGCAGGCCGAGCUCGACAGAUGAUGCUACCUUCUCUGAUUAUGACCCUAAUAUAUGUUUUAUACGCUCACCUCACUUUAAUGCAACACAAACCACUGUACAUAGAAUUUUAAAAUGUUUUUCUGAGAAAACUAAUCAUGGAGAUGAAUCGGUUUGAUGUAAAUACAGCUGAGCUGGAAUUAAAGCGGUUUGUCUCUGUU
This is a messenger RNA of Fundulus heteroclitus (mummichog), 1331 nucleotides long. RefSeq names its product F-box only protein 48. The record is from RefSeq and is a predicted model, not a curated record. NCBI's taxonomy places the organism in Eukaryota, Metazoa, Chordata, Actinopteri, Cyprinodontiformes, Fundulidae. The transcript has 3 exons. Gene Ontology annotation, molecular function: protein binding. The coding region runs from base 715 to 1155 and encodes 146 amino acids.